Penicillium odoratum is the source of this 1839-nucleotide messenger RNA. RefSeq lists its product as uncharacterized. Gene Ontology annotation, biological process: regulation of DNA-templated transcription. Lineage: Eukaryota; Fungi; Ascomycota; Eurotiomycetes; Eurotiales; Aspergillaceae. The coding region runs from base 1 to 1839 and encodes 612 amino acids. The transcript is spliced from 6 exons. The record is from RefSeq and is a predicted model, not a curated record. Gene Ontology annotation, molecular function: zinc ion binding; DNA-binding transcription factor activity, RNA polymerase II-specific.
AUGUCUGAAGGAAUGACAGAAGAAAUUGAUGCGCGUGGAACCAAACGCAAGCGUGAAGCCAAUGGUACUAGAAGACGGACUUCUCUUGCAUGCGACAUCUGUCGAAAACAGAAAGAAAAGUGCGAAGGUGGUCAACCAUGUUGGCGGUGUCAGCGGCUAGAUCGACGCUGCGAGUUCUCAUCUCAGUCGGGUCCUCUAAAGCCCCGUCAUUCGCUUCAUCUCUCGCCAACACCAAAAAGACUCAAUGAACACCAACGGAAUUUGGAAAUCAUUGUAGAGCAUUUUCUGGGUGACGUUUCAUUGGAUGAGGAAAAUAUUGCACGAAUCGCGGCCAAGUGCACAUCAGAGACCAUGGAAAUCGAUACAUUUGAUGACAUGAAUGAAUCACCCCACGUUCAUUUUGUGUCAAGUAAUGUUGCAUUCUACUCGGGUGAGUUCUCUCACUGGAACUUCUCUGAGAAGUUACGCCGCACCAUGAGAUGUCGAAAUACAGCCGACUCAAGUGUCAAAGAGUACUGGCGAGCAACUCAUCUACAAUCUUCGCUUCACACCGCUGCUGAAGCGAUGACCCAAUUACCGCCAAGGCCGAUCGCAGAAUUCCUAGUUGGUUUAUUUUUCAAGUAUACCGAACUCAAUUCCUUCUACGUGGAGAGGAGAUGGCUGCAGGAGAAGCUUCAACUAUGCUAUAAUCCCUCAACGGAAUUUACAGCUGCAGAUACCCCUUGGGUCUGCACAAUCUUCGCUGUCUUAGCAAUAGGUACGCAGUUUGCGCACAUGGAAGAAGACCGUUCAAGCCCUACUCUCUCAGAAGAAAUCGCGAUUUGCUCAGAAGAUUCGGUUGGACUUGGCUUUUUCCAUGUGGCAUGCAGAUUGGGUCCAGAUGUCAUCCUAGCAGCCUCUUACGAAAGUGUGCAAGCCUUCCUUCUUCUCGCCGUAUACGCGCUUCCGGUAUCCUGUGGCGCCUUCAUUGAAUUAGUCUCUUGGACUGGAGAGGUAGCCGAUGCAUUGGCGAAAUUCAAACGAUGUCCAAAAAGAUUGCUUCUGGAUUAUUCGACGCGCCUUGUGCAACUAAGGACAAAGAUUCGGCAAUGGUGGACUUCUCUUCCCAUCAACAUUCAGUCUAGCGAUAAUCUCCAGGGAACUCUGUUUCGACAAAAUUGCCACAUGAAGCUAUGCUAUCUUCUAAUAUAUAUUUACAUGGGCCGGCCUUUCAUUUUCAAUACUCGGGACAAGGAGAAUCCAUUGGAUCAUCAGAAUGUUGGCAAAACGCAGCAAUCAGAGCUAGUGAAUGAGUGUGUACAGAGUGCACUGGAGAUUAUCGAGGUACUGCAAUCGCUUGCGGAUAAUUUCGGGCUGUGCCGUGCCUCUUAUACCGAGUUCAGCUCAUGCAGAGCAGCUCUUCUUGUAAUACUUGCUGAGAGUAUCAACUCUGGAAGAUCUCAAAAAUUGCGGGACAUCUUGAAUCGCGGCAUGAUUCUCCUUCGUCAAAUGACCGGCGGUACAUCUACACAAUCUGAAAUAUCUUAUAUCGAGUCUAUUGAAGCAGCAAUCCAGGAGUGGUCAUCAAAUGGGAAAUUUCGUGGGCAGGAAGCAAACACAGGGCAGAGCUCUAGGUCGGCCUACGCAACAUUCAAAGAUUGGACCCAGUCGAUGAAAAAAGAUAAGAAUAUUGGUAGCACGAUGGAAUUAUCUUCAUUCAGUCCUAUUUCCCAUAUGACACCGACAUCAAGUGCUGAGAGUGUAUAUCAUUCUGAUAUGAACGACCUGACGGACCUUCUCAAUCCAAACUGGGCAACAGACGAACUGGGUCUGGAUCCGGAUGUUUUCCUGGCUCCAUAG